Oryza sativa Japonica Group (Japanese rice) is the source of this 1529-nucleotide messenger RNA. NCBI's taxonomy places the organism in Eukaryota, Viridiplantae, Streptophyta, Magnoliopsida, Poales, Poaceae. The record is from RefSeq and is a predicted model, not a curated record.
UAUUGCCACCAAAAGAUCACCAAUUGAUGGCGAUCUGCGAGGCCGUGCGGGUCACGGAGCGCGUCUGUGGGAGGAGAGGCGGGCCUCACGGGUGCGGCGGGUGGUGAAGAGCUCGGAGGCGCUCGUCAUGGCGGGUGGGGGAGGGUGUGGCACACGUGGCGCGGUGGCGAUGGUGCGAGACUGCGAGCUCCUGUCUCCUACCGGAUGCAGCGAUGGCGAGGGCACAGCCACGGAAGCCUCAGCGCGGAGAUGGCGGCGACAGUGGGGGUACGGCGCAGAGAUGGCGUCCCUCCCCCUCCCUCUCCUCCUCGUCCUUGGCCUCUUCGUUCCUUUUGUCGAAUCUGGGAGACGGUGGCGGCGGGGACUGGGGCUCGAGGGAGAUGAUGGCAGAUCCAGGAGGAUGACGAUAACGACGGUGGCAUGCUGAGCAUUUUGGGCUGCCCACGGUUAACUUUGGAUGGCCUUAUUUCCAAUCUCAAGUCAUUUAAUACGAAUGCGGUGUUUGGAAUUAAGCACCUCAGAGUUGGAACACUCUUCAGUUUACGGAAGGAGCAGUACGAAGAGUUAUUAUCCUUGUUGAAUACCGACAAGACACAGGAGGUGCAUAAUCGGGGGCCAGAUUCCUUCAUGCUAAUCAGUUUUUAUCAGAUUGCAAUGAUGGAUAGAUAUGCUCCUGAUAUUGAGAUGUGCCCUAUUUGUCAGAACUACAAACUUGUUUAUGAUUGCCGAGAUGAAGGAUGUGAUGAUAGAGGCCGAGGUUGUGCUGUUUGCAUACUGAGAUGUUAUGAGUGUGGAAGGUGUGUAGACAAGUUGGCAUUCAAGGAGUCAUUUUCUUUGGACUGGGUUUGCCCUAAUUGUCAAGAGAAGAAGGAUCUGUCUCCCCCAAUGAAAUAGGGGUUUGUCCCCCAACGAACACUCUUCCUCUGCUAACAGAGAACAGCGUGCAAUGCUGUCAUGCAAGCCAUCUUAACGUAUCAUUUCUACUGAGAAAACAGACAAAAAAAACGAUGAGUUUGUUAUUCUUGAAGGCGCAGCCAUCCUGACAUGCUGCAUUAGCUUCUUGCAAGAAAAAGAACAAAAAAAGAGUAGUUAGUUUGAUUCAGCAAAAAAAAAAGAAAAAAAAAAGAUUGUUUCGCUACUAUCGUCUAACUGGUGACAUUUCAGAGGUGAGUUUUUCCUGAUUGCUUUGAUGUUAUACAUCCCAUUGAAUUUAGUCUUAUGUGAGAGAUCAUUUCCUAUCUUUGGUUUGGGGUUGCUUCCAAGGAUUGCUGUUCAAGAGCGGAAGCACAACGUGAACUUUACGUCAGUAUUGCAGCAGCAGCUGAUAUUCUUGGAAUGUUAAGAUCGAAGAUGAACUGCUCUCCUCCUCUCACGGUCUCACCAGAGCAAAUAGAGGAUUGCUGUAAUUUACCUUAUACAUGCGUGCCGCAAUGUUGAUGUUGUGUAAUUCUGAAAACAUUUGUCACACUACCAUGUAAUUUACAACUACUUGCAGAGAAAUAAAUGACUUCUAACCAAACUUUUGCUUU